Molecule: messenger RNA, 3478 nt
Organism: Triplophysa rosa
Lineage: Eukaryota; Metazoa; Chordata; Actinopteri; Cypriniformes; Nemacheilidae
Gene: trim25
Product: tripartite motif containing 25
Exons: 11
Coding region: 662-2701 (679 amino acids)
Molecular function (GO): protein binding
Source: RefSeq, a predicted model, not a curated record
CCAUAAUUAAAUUAUGUGAGUUUGCAGUAUAAUGCAAAUCAGCACUAAAUUAAUUCAUACAAAAAUCAUUUUCUCCGAGGUUUUUCGACUCUCCGUGAUACAUGUAAACACGCUUCAAUGAUGCCAGAGACGUAAAGCAAAACAAACGCCAUAACCAAACGACUUAAAAGUUGAUAAAGUGUUGUGAUUGGAUGGCAACUUUGUUUGUCAAAAUACACUGCGACAUGAUUGGCUGCCCCCGAUUGGGCGGCUUCCGCGUAGGACGAAACUGCUAGUCCUCGUGACGUGCUAUCACAGUCACAGCAAUAGUUCUACAAAUUUAAGGAAAUAAACAUACAAUUGAAUUCAGCAGAAGUUUUUCAUACUUAGUCGGGGCAAUAAAAUCAGACCUGAAAUACGGGUCUGUCCCGGAAAUAAUGGUUCUGCUAUAUGAAUAAAUGUAAACAUACUUUUGUUUUGUUUAAGAAUAGCUAUGUACAAAUCGCCUCAUGUUCAAUUUAUUUAACUGUUAGCAUGUAGCCUAAACGAUCUGACAGUGCCUUUGCCCACGUAUACGGUCACUGCGCAUUAUGCGCAAGUCUCGUUUCCUCAUCCACCCAGUUUAGUUUCGUUUUCUCCAAAGCGAAGCUGUCUGUCAACGAUCCCCAUACUCGCUGUCAUCAUGGCCGAAAACAUGUCUUUACUGAGUCUCGAGGACGAUUUGACCUGCAGUAUCUGUUUGGGUUUAUUCGAGAACCCGGUGAGUUUGAUCUGUGGACACAGUUUCUGCGCCAACUGCCUCGAAGCGACAUGGAACGACAGGACAACAUCGAUGUUUUGUCCUCAUUGCCGAAUGCCGUUCAGCAGUAAACCCGGGCUGAAGAAGAACACGGUCCUCAGCGCGGUGGUGGACGCUUAUAGAGUGAAGGCGGGUGUGCCUGACCCAGUAAUGGAACAUGUUGAGGAAACAAGAACGGAUCCAGACCAGAUCAAAUGUGAUACAUGCAUGGAGGCCGAAGCUGUGAAAACUUGUCUGACGUGUAUGGCGUCUUACUGCGAGGAUCACGUCAGGCCUCACCGGGAUAAUGCCAUAUUCCGGGCGCAUCAGCUCUCUGACCCGCUUCCUGAUCUGCUGGAGCGUCUUUGUCCCGAUCACAGCAAACUCAUGGAGUUUUACUGCACUCAUCACCAGUGCUGUAUCUGUAGCACUUGCCUACAGUAUGAACAUAAGGGCUGUGAGUUCACCGGCACAGAUGAACAGCGCCACAAACAAAAGACUGGCUUCAUGGACAAGCUGAACACUCUCGAUGUCAAAAUAGACAAGAAUCAGCAGGUCGUCUUGCAGAUGAAGGAGCAACAAAACAAAUUAAAGGAAUUGGUUCUAACCCGCAAACGUAUUCUUGAGGGAGAAUACAGAAAGAUCAGAGAAUUGAUUGACAGAGAUGAGAUGGAGGCCAUGCUAGCCAUUGAUAAGGAACAGGAGAAGGGCCAGAACAGACUGGUUUCCUUGAUGAAGAAAUUCAACGAGAACAUCGAUAGGAUGAGCAGUACCAAAUCUGAGAUCAACAGUUUGCUGGACCAGUCACACUCACUUACCUUCCUAAAGGCCUCUGUGGAUUUGCCUUCAGUGGUUAAUUUUGAGCCCUAUAAUCCUCGCAUUAAUGUUGAUAGUCAAGGAGUAAUAGCUCAUCACUCAUCUGCGGUUGGACUAAAGGAAUGGAUCACUAAACUACUGGAGUUACCAGCAGAGAAAAGAAUUCCUUUACUUCAAGCAGGGUUUAGGGAACCAGGUUUUUGCAUUGGACCAAUCCUUACUCUCGGAAACCAAUCCUCAAUUCCUACAGUUCAACCAAAUUUCACUCAACCAAGGCCCUUUAUGCCACCCAGACAUGUGAGGUCUCCUAGUCCAGGAGCUCCUCUCAGAGCCAAAGCUUCAGGAGCUAAAAAGAAAGAUCCACACAGCAAGAGUCAUGCUAAUACAGACCAGAAAGAUCAGAGAGAGCGUAAAGAGCGAAAGGAUCGUAAAGAACAAAGCCCCAACAGAGUUGAUCAGAAAGAUUUUGAGCAAUGGCGGCAGGCACUCCAAAAUACAUUUCAAAAUACACCUGCGAGAUUGAUGACAGGGGUAUCAGUUCCUGAUGGUUCAUUGGCAGGGGAUGGGUUUGCUAAAAGGAGUGACCUCCUUAAAUAUGGAACCAUCCUCAGUUUUGAUGUCAGAACGACUCACAAGCGGAUUGUGCUCUCUGAAAAUGACACCAAAGCCACAGUCACAGAUGAGCCCACCAACUAUUCAGACAUUCAUACUCGCUUUGCUGUUUGCUCUCAGGUGCUCUGCACAAAGGGCUUUUCUCAGGGGCGCCAUUACUGGGAAAUCAAAAUGAGCAGCAACAACUUCUGUGGAUUGGGGCUUGCAUAUGGUACAAUCGACCGAAAGGGUCCAUCCAGUCGUUUGGGCCGUAAUGCGGAAUCCUGGUGUGUGGAAUGGUUUAACGUGAGGCUUUCUGCAUGGCACAACAGCAUUGAGACCGUGUUGGAGAAUCCAAACCCCAGCCGUGUGGGCAUCCUGCUGGACUGUGAUGAGGGAAGUGCAACAUUCUAUAACGUGAAGGACAGGGCUUUUCCCUUUCACACUUUUGUGUUUCCUUUCUCUAAGCCUGUGUAUCCAGCUUUCUGGAUCUUCUCAAACGGCUCUAAUGUCUCUCUGUGCAAGCUCACUAGCUAAAUUAUACAUAGUGAACUGAUGAUUCUUGAUGUUGAUUAUUUUUUGUGUAAUAAAUUGCUUGUUUAGUGAUUCUAAUACGGGUUUCUUUCAAUAGAACAUGUUAGCCGAGCUAAUGUUCAUGCAAAAUAAAAAAGUGUUUGAUAUUUUCAGGAUCCGUUUUAAAUUGAAUCAAAAUUAAAUUAUUUUGUGAGAAUAAAUACAUGCUACAAAUUAAAAUGUAAGAAGAUCAGUUGUUUGGACAACACUCAGUUAUAGUUUAGUGGUUAAAAGUACAAAUGUAUCUUAAGAUAAGCAUUCCAUAAUUUUAUUAUAUAAACUUUGAUUUGUUAUUCUGUAUAUAUGGGUAUGAUCGCAUGAACACCUUUAAUUUCAUCAGUUUGUGCACUUGGUUCAUAGUGCAUGCCAUAAAAUAAAAGCCUGCGGGUGGUGUCAUGAGAAAUGUGUAGCACAGUUAAAAUGAAAAGCCAGAUCACAUUUUAUCUGUGAUUAUGCUAAAUUAAAUUAUUGUUAAAUAAAAGGAUUUAUGUUGUGGAAUAUGAUGGACUAUUACUAUAUGUAAACACUUAUUUGGAUUGUUUUUCAAAGUGAAAAAAUAAUAAUAAAACAAAAUAGAAUGUGGCAGAAUUACAUGAUUAAGAUUUUUUCAUGCUGCAUGUCUAAUAUCAGAAUAUGUAUGUAAAUAAUUGUAAGUCUCUGUUGUGCUAUACUUGUGUCCUGCUGCAUAUGCAUAUGAUUUUUGUGAUUAAUGAUUAAAGGUUUAUUGUUGUUGGUGGCUCA